UUUAUUUAUUUUUAAUCACUCAGUGGAAUUAAUUGGAGACCGAGUUUGUCGUCCCCCAUUAUUGUGGAGAGAGCAUUCGGUUGUCUCAAGGCUAUUUACUGGCCCAGAGGAGCUGCCUUCACUGAGGGAACUUGUGAAGAAGACCCCCCACCCACCCCGUCACCUGUCACCUGUCACCUGUCACCCGUCACCUAGCCAUCAUCGAUACUCCAGUAGCUUAUAGACCAUGAUGCCUUUCUGCCUCUCAUCAGGGUCCCACCCGUUGGACAAAGCAGGGUUCUUCUCUCUUGGUUCAUUUGCCUGGAUGACGGCCAUGAUAUGGAGAAUUUUCCAGAACCGACUGGACCGAAGCUCUCUGGUUCUCUCACCGCACGAUGGAGCCAGCGCCAACGGGAACCGGAUGGAGCAGUUGUGGCAGGAGGAGGUGUCUCGUGUGGGCCUGGAGAAGGCGUCUCUGGGGAGGGUGGUGAUGCGCUUCCAGAAGACCCGCCUCUUCCUCAGUGCCAUCACCUGCAUCCUGCUGGCAGGGUUCACGUUCAUUGGACCGGCUGUGUUGGUGUAUGAGAUCCUGAAGUAUGUGGAGACUCCAGGUCACCUCUCUCUGAGUUACGGUUUGGGAAUGUGCUUCGCCCUCUUCAUCUCAGAGCUCAGCAAAACCUUCUUGUACACGUUGGUAUAUGCCAUCAGCCUGCGCACGGCUACACGCGUCAAAGGAGCGCUCUCCACGCUCGUCUUCAGGAAGAUCAUCAACAUGCGCAUCAUCACCAGUGUGUCUGUGGGACAGGUCAUUAACGUGUUGACGACAGAUAGCCAACGGAUGUUUGAUGCGGUGGCGUUCGCCCCCUUUAUGCUGUUCGGUCCACCAGCAUCACUUCUGCUCAGCAUCUUCUACAGCUGCUAUGUUCUUGGAUACACCGCCCUCAUUGGAAUCUCUGUCUACCUGGUCGCUAUGUCUGCACAGUUCUGGUUUAACAGGGUGAUAAACAUGUUCCGGAGUGAAGUUGCCGUGGUAACGGAUAGCCGAGUGCACAUCAUGAACGAGGUUCUCAAUUGCAUCAAGCUCAUCAAGAUGUACGCCUGGGAGGAGUCCUUCCAGAAGAAGAUUGCAGAUGUCCGUAAAGAAGAGAGAAGCCUUCUCCAGAAGGCUGGUUAUGUGCAGAGUCUAAACAAUGCUAACACAACCAUUGUCUCCGCCCUGGCCACCAUCCUCAUGUUUGUCAUUCAUACACACCUCGGACUUCCUCUGAACUCCUCCACGGCUUUCACCACCAUUGGCAUCUUUAAUUCAAUGAAUUUCUUUCUGAGCUUUCUGCCGUUGAUUGUCAAAAGUGUGGCUGAAGCCAUUGUGUCUCUCGCACGUCUCAAGGAGCUGCUGUUGCAGCAGAACCCUGAGUCCUAUCUGACCCGGAGGAAGGGGCUGGGAGCGGCUCUGGUGAUGGAGAACGCCUCCUUCUCCUGGACCUCACCUGAGACCACACACAAAAACACACACACCUCAGAGAACAAACCCACCCUCAGAAACAUCAGCUUCACCCUGUCCAAGGGAAAUCUGCUAGGAGUUUGUGGAAAUGUGGGCUGUGGAAAAACAUCUCUCAUAUCCAGCAUCCUAGAACAGAUGCACCUACUGAAGGGUUCAGUGAUGGCGGACGGGGCGUUUGCCUACGUUUCCCAGGAGGCCUGGAUCUUCCACGGAUCUGUGAAGGACAACAUCCUCAUGGGAGAGCCUUUCAACCAGCAAAGGUAUAGUGAAGUAAUCAGGGCAUGUUCCCUUGAGUCAGACUUGGCCAUACUCCCCUACGGUGACGAGACUGAGAUUGGUGAGCGUGGACUGAACCUGUCGGGCGGUCAGAAGCAGCGGAUCAGUCUGGCCCGAGCGCUCUACUCAAACCGGGACAUCUACCUGCUGGACGACCCGCUGUCUGCAUUGGACGCUCAUGUUGGCAAACACAUCUUCAAGGAGUGUGUGAAAAAGGCCCUGAAGGGCAAAUCGGUCAUCCUGGUCACUCACCAGUUACAGUACCUGGAGUUCUGUGAUGAUGUGCUGCUUCUUGAGGAUGGUGAGAUUAAGGAGGCGGGGACACACACGUCUCUGAUGAGGGCUCAGGGACGCUACGCUCAGCUCAUCAACAACUUCCAGCUGGAGCAGACGAACGAGAAGAAUGUGGAACUGCAAACAGAACAAGACAAAAACACAAGCAACGGAGAAAUCAACCCUGCUUUUGACAUGUCGGAUGAAGUGAAUGAGGGAGAAGAUGCUGGUCAUACUCCUGACAAGACAGAUUCGGAGCACCAGCUGGUCAAACAGGAAGUCACUCAGAAGGGAUCAGUGACAUGGCGGAUAUACCACCAGUACUGCAAAGCUGCAGGAGGUUAUAUCCUUCUCUCCUUCAUCAUGCUGAUUUUUGUUCUGCUGGUGGGGACGACGGCCUUCAGCAACUGGUGGCUCAGCUACUGGAUUGAACAAGGAUCAGGGAACUGGACGAACUCCACUCUUCAGGGGGCCUCUGCAGGAGACGUCUCCCUUAAUCCUGACCUCCACUUCUACCAGAUGGUCUACGGCCUCACUGCGGUUGCCAUGGUAAUCUUCAGCCUCAUCAAAGGCUACUGCUUCACCAAGGUGACGCUAGGUGCCUCCUCCAAACUCCAUGACACAAUGUUUCACAAGAUCCUCUUCAGUCCGAUGAGCUUCUUUGAUACCACACCCACGGGCCGCAUGGUGAACCGGUUCUCCAAGGACCAGGAUGAGCUGGACACAGCUCUGCCCUUCCACAUGGACAACUUGCUGCAGUUCGGCCUCAUGACCACCUUCAUCAUCGUCAUCGUCUCCUCCGUCUUCCCCCUCAUGCUCAUUGCCAUGGUCGUGUUCGGACUUGUCUGCGUGCUCCUCUUCAAUGUGUCCCAGCGGACCAUCCGUGAAAUGAAGCGUUUGGAGAACGUGAGUCGCUCACCGUGGAUCUCUGUCACUACCUCAGUCAUCCAAGGCCUCAGUACUGUACAUGCCUACAACAAGAGAGAGCAGUACAUCGAGCAAUUCCAUCACGUAAUGGACACCAACUCUAACCAUCUCCUGCUGUUUUACUGUGGCAUACGCUGGCUGGUAUUCUGGUUGAACACAAUGUCUUCCACGGCUGUCCUGUUGGUGGCGCUGUUCGUUGUACUCAGCCCAGACAUCAUCAGCCCCUCCAUGAAGGGCCUUGUCCUGUCCUACAUCAUAGAGCUCACUUCGUUGCUGCAGUAUUCUUGUAGGAUUUUUUCGGAGCUGGAAGCCAGAUUUACCUCAGUUGAGCGGCUGAUGGAGUACAUCACGGGUUGUGUGUCAGAGGCUCCUCGGCGGGUGCAGGGAGUUCACAUUCCAGAGGGUUGGCCCCAUCAAGGUUCCAUCACCUUCAAGGACUACAACAUGCGUUACCGGGACAACACACCCAUUGUGCUCAACAGCCUGUGCUUCACCAUCAAGCCCAAAGAGAAGCUCGGCAUUGUGGGAAGGACUGGAUCUGGGAAGUCAUCUCUGGGCGUGGCGCUGUUCCGCCUGUCUGAGCCAGCAGGGGGCACUGUGCUGAUAGACGAGGUGGACACCAGUUCCAUCGGCCUGCAGGACCUCAGGAGUCAGCUGUCCAUCAUCCCACAGGACCCAGUGCUCUUCAUAGGAACAGUCAGAUAUAACCUGGACCCGUUUGAUAAGCACAGCGAUGGGGAGAUCUGGCAAGCUCUGGAGAAGUGCUAUAUGAAACAUACGAUCUCACAGCUUCCUGAACAUCUGGAGGCUCUGGUUGUGGAAACUGGACAGAACUUCUCAGUGGGGGAGAGACAGCUGCUGUGUAUGGCCAGAGCACUGCUGAGGAACUCUAGAAUCAUCUUGCUGGACGAGGCCACGGCCUCUAUUGACUCGGAGAUGGACUCCCUGGUGCAGCAGACCAUCCGGGAUGCCUUCAGAGACUGCAGUGUCCUCACCAUAGCCCACCGCAUCAACACCGUCCUGCAGAGUGACCGCAUCCUUGUUAUGGACAAUGGAGAAGUGGCAGAGCUGGACCCUCCGGAGGUUCUGAUGCAGCGGCCAGACUCUCUGUUCUCCUCCCUGCUGGCAGCAGCUAACCAGGUCAACUCGUGAUGAAGGACACACACACACACGCACGCGCACACACACACACACAUACAUACAUAUACAUGGACACUCACACACACACACACACAUACAUGGACACGCACGCACACACACGGAAAAUUCUGCAUGGUCAUUGCCAGGGACAUUAUGUCACACUCAUGUGGGCAUUAUUUAUGUUUUAUCGUCUAAAGAAGUGUAUUUGUAUGUAAAUGUGUAUUUUUAAAGUAUUUUUAACAUAUUAGAUUUUAUUGUAUGUCUUGAUAAAGACAUUGUUAUAAUAAAUAACAAUAAAUAAAAACACUGACCCAUGUGGCUAGAUGGGGUUGUGUGAUAAUACUAUACUAUAUGUUAUAAGGUUAUAGUUUCUAGAAUCAAGGAAUUUAAACUGU
This is a messenger RNA of Sardina pilchardus (European sardine), 4491 nucleotides long. RefSeq names its product ATP-binding cassette sub-family C member 12-like. Gene Ontology annotation, biological process: transmembrane transport. NCBI's taxonomy places the organism in Eukaryota, Metazoa, Chordata, Actinopteri, Clupeiformes, Clupeidae. Gene Ontology annotation, molecular function: ATP binding; ABC-type transporter activity; ATP hydrolysis activity. The transcript is spliced from 30 exons. Bases 227 to 4108 code for a protein of 1293 amino acids. Gene Ontology annotation, cellular component: membrane. The record is from RefSeq and is a predicted model, not a curated record.